This is a messenger RNA of Cajanus cajan (pigeon pea), 753 nucleotides long. RefSeq lists its product as uncharacterized. The record is from RefSeq and is a predicted model, not a curated record. NCBI's taxonomy places the organism in Eukaryota, Viridiplantae, Streptophyta, Magnoliopsida, Fabales, Fabaceae.
AUGGAAGUCCGCUGCAAACUGUUCAUGGGCACACUCAAAAAGGCAGCACUUGAUUGGUUCAGUGGUCUCCCUGACCGAUCAAUCACUGACUUCGAUGUCUUCAGUCGACUCUUCAUGGCACAAUUCGCCGCCAACAAGAAGAAACCGCCGAUCACGUCGGACUUGUUCGACCUCAAGCAGCAACGCGAGGAGUCGCUGAAGGACUUUCUGCAAAGGUUCAAUGAGGUCGCCUUGAGGAUAGCGUCGUUGGAUGAAAGGAUGGCGGUCAUUGCAUUCCAGAAGGGUUUAAGGUCCGGAGCUUUCGACAUCGCGCUCGAAAAAGCUAAUUGUCAAACGAUGUCGGAGGUCAGGGCUUUCGCCCUGAGUCACAUCAAGACGGAGGAAAACCAAAUUAUCAAAAGAGCAGCUGAAAGCCGAGAGGCAGGGGGCGGUAAUAAGGAGGGCAACAAGCACCUCCGGGUGCGCUCAGAUUGGAAUAAGCGACGUGAUCACUACGAUACUAAGGAGGGGAAUCACAGGCAGACAGACUAUGGUGGUCAGGCGAAGGGCGAGUGGACACGAAGCAACGAACAGGAAAAAUUCACCCCACUCAACGUUCCCAGGAGGCACAUACUCCAUGACGUCAACAAUGCGUCGCUUUUCGAGUUCUCGGCAGCGACUGAUCGCCAAUUGGGUCCUUACAAGACUGACUGGUGUGAAUUUCAUCGCACCCAUGGACAUACUAUGGAGAAUUGCUUUGUUCUUGGUAGAUAG